AUGUCAGCCGAAGAAACAAAACCAAAGACCGAAGAAGCCGUCAAGCCACCAACCUCCCAAGUUUUCUCUAUGUUUGGUGGUAAGAAGGAAAAGAAAGAAGAAGCGGAAUCCAAACCAGAAGAUCAAACUGAAAGUAAAGAAGAAAAGAAAGAAGACGCCAAAAAGGAUGAAGAUGCAGCCGAUGAAGAAGAAGCAGAUGUUCAUUUCGAACCUUUAGUUCAAUUAGAAAAAGUUGAUGUCAAAACCAAUGAAGAAAAUGAAGAUGUUACUUAUAAAGUUCGUGCUAAAUUAUUUAGAUUCCACGCCGAUACUAAAGAAUGGAAAGAAAGAGGUACUGGUGAUGUUAAAUUCUUAAAACAUAAGGAAUCUGGUAAAACCAGAAUCUUAAUGAGAAGAGAUAAAACUUUAAAAAUCUGUGCUAACCAUUUAAUCUCCCCAGACUACGAAUUAAAACCAAAUAUCGGUUCUGAUAGAUCCUGGGUUUACACCGUUACUGCUGAUGUUUCUGAAGGUGAAGCAGAAGCCCAAACCCUUGCCAUCAGAUUUGGUUCCAAAGAAAAUGCCGACAAAUUCAAAGAAGCCUUCGACAGUGCUAAAGAAUCUAAAUAG
Hyphopichia burtonii NRRL Y-1933 is the source of this 609-nucleotide messenger RNA. It is a transcript of the gene YRB1, whose product is annotated as Ran GTPase-binding protein. The record is from RefSeq and is a predicted model, not a curated record. Gene Ontology annotation, biological process: protein import into nucleus. Gene Ontology annotation, molecular function: GTPase activator activity. Gene Ontology annotation, cellular component: cytoplasm; nuclear pore. The coding region runs from base 1 to 609 and encodes 202 amino acids. NCBI's taxonomy places the organism in Eukaryota, Fungi, Ascomycota, Pichiomycetes, Serinales, Debaryomycetaceae. The transcript has a single exon.